AUGUUUCAUGUUCACAUAGAAAGAAAGUAAUGCAAGGGAGAUAGUGCCCAUGGGGAAAGUGGCCAUUAAAUUUAGCCUUGUAUUUUAACCAUUUAAGGGCAAUAAAUAGGCCUUGAUAUAUAUGCCCUACUUUAUUAUUUUAUUAUUCUAGCACCAGAUUAUUUUACUCUGUCUAACGCCAGACGAUGUUACUCGUCAAGGGGAGACUGCUACCACUUACGGGUUAAUCGGACUAUCGGCAUGCCUUCUUGCGAGGUGGCGAUGCGCGCUGAUGCGCCUUACUUUAUUCUUUUAUGAGCUAAAGUAUUCCCCACCUGAACUUAAAAGGGACCCUUUGUGGCUGAGAUAUCUGGAAUUUUUAUCUAUUUGGUCAUCAGAUACUAGAAAACUAUAUGAUUUGGUGUUUUUUGUUCUGUUUGGAGAUAUGAUAGAGAGUUUAACAUAUUUGGUUCUGAAGUGCUAAAUCGAAAUCGGUACAUGUUGCGGAGAUCGAUAAUACAUAGUUUCAGUCUGUAUGCAUCAUAAGGAUUAUCAUAGCACUACAAGUCUAGGAUUUUAGUACUAACAUCAUUUGUACAGCACGACACUUCUGGACAUUCCCACGAUGCAGUACCCCCGCAUUCGCUUUAGGGACGGACCAUUAGAAAAGUGAAGGGGUGGAGUAUUUUUUUCAUGUUUGCAAUUUCUUUUCAGGUUGUCAAUUAUGUAUGUAAUUUUUUUAUGGAUAUGUUACAAUUUUGUUUUGAGACGUUCCUGUUGCAUGUUUUUUAUUUUUUACCUUUUAUGCUUGUAUGCAUUUUUGUUUUAUCCCCUCCCCCUCCCUUCACUUUUCUAAUGGUCCGUCCCUUAAUAAGAAGCCAUGGUUUUCUCUUCGAAUUCCUACAAGUUCAAUUUUCAUCAUGCUUUACAGUGAACUUAAUUGGAUUUAGUAUUAGUUAGAGAAAUAGUAUUAUUCGUGAACUAACCAAGAUGUAUUGUUCAUGCAGUUUCUGAAUUCACCUGAAAGUUUCUAGCUUUUUAUUGAAAUUUCUUGUGGUUGACGGCUAAUAUUUUUAAAUAAAAAUGCCGUUUCGUGAAACGCGUGGAAAUAGUCCCGCGCGCUAUUCACGCGAUGCCCUAGCAAGUUAAAGCGCCUGGUUACGAGGCUGGCAGACCAUAAGUCACUCAUUUUUUCCUUUGUUCAGAUUAGGCGAGUUGUCCCUGAAAAGUGGUAUGCGAGUGCAGAACAUCUCGGGCACCCUUUCCUCUCUUCGAAUUCCUACAAGUUCAAUUUUCAUCAUGCUUUACAGUAAACUUAAUUGGAUUUAGUAUUAGUUAGAGAAAUUGAAUUAUUCGUGAACUAACCAAGAUGUAUUGUUCAGUUUCUGAAUUCACCUGAAAGUUUCUAGCUUUUUAUUGAAAUUUCUUGUGGUUGACGGCUAAUAUUUUUAAAUAUUAGCCGUCAACAACAAGAAGUUUCAAUAAAAAGCUAGAAACUUUCAGUUGAGCAGAAACUGAACAAUACAUCUGGUUAGUUCACGAAUAAUUCAAUUAUUUAUACAUUUGAAUUCGAUUUAGUUGUAAUGCAGAACUUUAUCCAUUGAAACAGGGUGUUUGCUGUAGUAGCCAAAUUAUCGAAACAACAAUAGCCGUGUCGAGAAUGACGUAAUAUUAGUCUAAUUAUGGACGCGUGAGAGUCGCGCGAGACGCGUGGGAGUUUUUCCUGGAAGAACGCAUGCUUUUCUUGGGAUUGCAUAAUAUUAACAAGAAACACAAAAUCUACUUUAUGUCGAAGUUUAAGUGAGAAUUAAAGAAGUUUUAAACCUUUUAUCGAGUGAUUCAAACUAUUUACAACACGUGGCACCUCCACACGGGAUAUGUGAGCGAAAAAACCCAGAAAAUAACAGAUAAAAUGGAUAAAAAGAUAAUUUUAUAGACACCGAGCGACAACUAUUAAAACUCACACGAAGCAAAACGAAAGCGAUUCUAGAGAAGGGAAAUCUUGACAAAAUCAUUCGACAUAAAGAAGCGUUGGGGAAAAUUGUGAAAGAAUUAGAAGAGCUUAAAAUACAAGGCGAAAAGGACAAGCUACAAGACGGGGAAGCGAUCGAAGAUGUUCAAAAAUGGGGAGUCGAUAUCGAAGGCGAGAUUGAUGAGGCGGAUUGCGAAAUAUCACACUUAAAUCAAUAUUUAACAGAAGCCGAGGCGAGGACUGAGAACGAGAAACGUGAAAAGGAGAAAAUAUUGCUAAAACAACAACGGGACGAAGAACUGUAUUUCGAAAAAUGUAAAUUGGAACAAAUGGCUAGCUUGGGUUCGGUCAGUGUCAAGUCAACAAAGGCAGAACAAGCAAAGGUGAGCAGUGUUAAAAUGCCUAAGUUAGUAAUAACAAAGUAUGAUGGUACAUAUGAAAGAUGGCUGUUUUUCUGGAAUAAAUUUGAAGCUGAAAUAGACAAUACAGACCUCCCAGCUGUAACCAAGUUCUCUUACCUAAAGGAACUAUUAGAGCCCCAUGUGUGUGAUGAGAUUGAUGGGCUACCCUUUACCGUGGAGGGGUACACCCGUGCUAAAAACAUUUUGAAAACUAAUCAUGGGAAUACAAGUGAAAUUGUUAGGGCAUAUGUAAAAAACAUUCAAGAGUUGCCUACAAUAACUGGCAGGAAAGUAAACAAGAUACAUGAAUUUAUUAAGAACCUGAGCUACAAUGUACAAUCGUUAGAAACGACAUUGGGUAAACUAUCGCAGAGUUUGUCAAUGGUACGGGGUGUUAUAGAGAAAUUACCUGGUAUUAAGGCAAAGUUGGUCACAAAUCAG
This is a messenger RNA of Paramuricea clavata, 2793 nucleotides long. NCBI's taxonomy places the organism in Eukaryota, Metazoa, Cnidaria, Anthozoa, Malacalcyonacea, Plexauridae. The record is from the annotation of a GenBank genome assembly.